This is a messenger RNA of Caenorhabditis auriculariae, 2630 nucleotides long. NCBI's taxonomy places the organism in Eukaryota, Metazoa, Nematoda, Chromadorea, Rhabditida, Rhabditidae. The record is from the annotation of a GenBank genome assembly.
AUGGACCCAAAAAUACAUAAUUGUUUGAAGGUUUGGCGAGGUUGCAAGCUCCGCGUGAUCGGCAUCGCCCAGGAGACGGACAACAACGUGAAAAUGCAGGAAGAUCUUCAGAAGUACGUCUACCAACUGAGAAUCGACGCCAAGAUUAUGGUUGGAAAAGGAGGAAGUCCUGAAAAAAUGAAUUUGGUUGAAGAUUGUCGAACUGGCGGAUCCGGAGAUCUCGAAAGAACGCCUUCGAGAGGACUCUUCUCAUGGAGGAAAGGACGAUGAUGAUGCGGGAUCUGCAGAACGCCAGGACGGCCGCCGCUGGCGGCACCGGACUCUCCUUGUCCCUGCCCCCGGCGACGAACGCCAGAGCCGUUUCGGUUUGUAUCUUGGGUUGCAUUUGGAAUGGAUUAAGUGUUGAGAAAGUCACUGCGUUCCCAAACGGUUUGGGGAGACGUCAAAAAAAAUUUGGCGCGAAAAUUUAAAUCUCAAGUACGCAGCCAAAGGCGUUCGAACAAACCAGUUGUUAACGUUUGAUACUCAAUGCAUUUUAUCCUAAGCACGCACUUACUUUUUUUGGAAAAUCAGAAACUUUGACGUCUCGCUCACCUUCCCUCACCCCAUUAGGAAUGCCGUGAAAGGGGGGAUGUUAGACUUAAAAACCAUCCAUAUUUAAAAAAAAACGCUUUCUUCUAGCGGGUUUGCUUUUUAGAACCGGGCUUUUUUGAGGACCGUCAGACCCGGCUUGGCCCUCAAGAGGCCUAAAUAAUAAAACGCAAGGUUGAAAAGUUUUAGCGCACAGUUUUUUUUGAUUAUUUCUCAAGCCAGAGAACUCGGGCAAAGUCGGAAUGGUGGAUAAUGGCCGCUAAAAGUAAGAGGCUCCAAAAAGGCCACAGAAAGGCUGCAGAAAGGCAGCAAAAAGAGUCCAUUUAUCGAGUCUUCCAUUUUUUCUGGGAUUUCACAGACCCAAGAAAUGUUGGAAAAGGGAGAGGCAGCAAAAAUGGUGCAUAAAAGUCGAUGAAAUGGCACAAAAAGGCAGAAAAAAGUGCCUUUUUUGACCCUUCCGACUUUUCCUAUGAAGCAACUUUCUCGUUACCUUUUCAGUAAUAAUAUAACGAAAUUUCACAUCCUUCCUUCAUUCAAUCAACUUGUUUAGCCGCUAGUAACAGCUGAGAAGAAGGAGAAAGAAAAGAAGGAAGAAGAAGAACGACGAGCGACGACGGAAAGCGAGGAGAGCGCAGAGGGCGAUGGUUUUCUAUCUUCAUACCUUUUUAGAAAGACUUUGGAAAUUAAGACAAAAACGAGGAUAAGAAGGACGACGCGGCGCCCAAAACGAAGAAGGAACGGAUGAAGGCGUUGGAUAAGCAGAAGGUACAGGGAAAAAUGAUUGAACUCAAAAAAUCGAGUAUUGAAAAAAAGCUUCUGAAAAUUUGUCUUUCAAAAAUAGAGUUUUUUUUGGGAAUUUUGAUUCCUUGAUUUUCGAAGUCGAGGUAAAAUAUAGUCCGUUUUUUGCGACUCGAAAGGACUGGACUUCUCUGCGACCUCAUUAUCUGUCGGCGUCUCUCUCAUGUUUGCGUGCUAUUUCGAUGUUUCUCUGACCUCGCAAGUGAUGGAACAGAGAGACGCAGACACGCGAAAACUGUUAAGUCGCGCUGGACGGAUUAUAAAGUUUGAGUGAAAUCAACAACGUUUUUAUGAGGUAUAAGAAUGAUAAUUAAAUUUUUUCGCUUCUAUCAAUAUUCAUUUUUUUUUGUCAUCGACCAGGUGGUGAAUAAGACAUCCAGGACUAUGAAAACAUUUUAAAAAAACCUGUUCAUUAAUUUCGAAUCAUCAGAUUGGUUGAAUACAGGUGUUCAAAAUGCACACGGCGGUGCGGCUGAACGAACUUUUGCUGCAACAUUCGGCCAACAGCCAGCUGGUGUUGCUCAACUUGCCCAAACCGCCUCUUCACAAAGAUCGUGAGUUUAAAGAAAUGUGGAAAAAAAGUUUCUCUUUUUUAAUUUUAAGGCUUUUUGGUAAUUGAAUUCGAAAUUCGUUUUUGGACAUACGUCUGAUAAAGAUAAGGGGUAACUUGAAAAAAAAAAAAAAAAACUGAGCGAUUUCUAAAAUUUUUUUUUCAUGUUUGAAAAAAAUGAUUUUUUUGUUCUAUUUUUUUUGGACUGAGCCUUCAUUUUUCACUGUUGAUCAAGUUUUUGGUGACAAUUUUCGUUUCAAAAAAUCCCGGAUUAAUGUGGCCACUUUAGGGUUUGAACGGUUAAGUGGCCACUUUAGUAGUCGUAUUAGUAGCCACUAUAAAGAGAACUCCUAUAGUGACCCCUAAGAAGCGAAAUUGUGGCUACUAUAGAUUUUAGUGAUCACCUUAGUUGCCUCUCUAAGUAGUCCUUGAGGAACUUCUUAAGUGGCCACUUAAUUCUAAUUGGAAGUUCAUUCGAUUUGUUCACUUCUGAGAAGUCUAAUACGGAUUUAUGAACAACAUGAUGUCAAUAAAACUCAAGAUCUGUCCCUUUUUUACAAAGUAGAUUGAUGAUUUUGCAGGCGACGCCCUAGACGACUACGUUCACUACCUGGAAGUGAUGACCGACAAGAUCAACCGGGUGAUUUUCGUCCGCGGGACGGGCAAAGAGGUCAUCACCGAGCAUUCCUAG